This is a messenger RNA of Enterobius vermicularis (human pinworm), 582 nucleotides long. The record is from the annotation of a GenBank genome assembly. Lineage: Eukaryota; Metazoa; Nematoda; Chromadorea; Rhabditida; Oxyuridae.
AUGGAAAAGAAGAAGAAGAGGAAGAAGAAGGAAAAAGAAAAACUGAAAAGAAAAACAACACAACUGGUAAAAGGUAUAUUUGUGGAACGUUAUGAUCCAACAAUUGAGGACAGUUUUAGGAAACAGAUCAGUGUUGACGGUAAAUCGUGCAUUUUAGAAAUAUUGGAUACAGCUGGCACGGAACAAUUUACUGCAAUGCGUGAUUUAUAUAUGAAGAAUGGUGAAGGUUUUAUAAUUGUAUACUCCGUUACCGACCCACUUAGCCUUACUGAAGCUACAGAUAUCUUUCAAAAUUUGGUUCGAGUCCGGCAGAAGUAUCAUUUCCCACUAAUACUGGUCGGCAAUAAAUGUGAUGAUCUCGAAAACCGUAUUGUUUCAAAAGAAGAUGGAGAGCAGUUAGCGAUGCAGUUCAACUCAACCUUUUGCGAAAGUUCUGCCAAAGAAAACAUUAACGUCCUUUCGAUAUUUGAAGAUAUUGUGCGACAAAUACGGAUCGAAGAACAACUAUGCGCACAGGCCAAAGCGAAUGGGGAACGUCGGUGGUACGGUGGAGAGGACAGCUCUUUCUGUUGCUUUAUGUAA